Molecule: messenger RNA, 1054 nt
Organism: Mollisia scopiformis
Lineage: Eukaryota; Fungi; Ascomycota; Leotiomycetes; Helotiales; Mollisiaceae
Exons: 4
Coding region: 194-1054 (286 amino acids)
Biological process (GO): fungal-type cell wall polysaccharide metabolic process
Cellular component (GO): fungal-type cell wall
Source: RefSeq, a predicted model, not a curated record
CCCUAGUUGCCGUUUGAUGUAUGUUUUCCCUUGCUACCAGUUCUAUUUCACUUCCUUUCCGUCCAGAUCUCGAAUUGCACUGUAGAGCUUGAGCAGGUUUGGAGAUACUAUCUCCUUCUUAAAUCGAGGUACUAUUUCCCCCAUUGACUGGUUGCCGGAUCUGCUGAACGUUUGCCAGAUACUUAUCGUCGCGAUGCGCAUAUUCCUGCAGUUGCUGCUGGCAGCUCUCCCUGCCACAACAUUCGAAAGAUCCUCAAAACGAGGUCUUGUCUUCACCCCAGCGAAGCCUUUCCCUGCAGACGAUCAGUACUGGAUUCAGCCAAGUAGCGAUUUGACCUGGUAUUACAAUUACAUGGCACAGCCGUCACCUCAAUAUGCCAACAUCUCCCAAUCGAAGUUCGAAUUCAUUCCGAUGAUGUGGGGCGCACCAACAAACACCUCAGACAACACAUUUUCUGACACGGUUCAGUCCCUGAUCUUCAAUGGGAUGGAUAUACAGCAUGUUCUUACCUUCAAUGAGCCAGAUGGACCAGAGAUUGUACCUCUACAGCAAAUGGGAAUUAAGGCUGUGGCCCCAGCAGUCACACAGAGGAGCUUGCCCUGGCUGGCGAACUUCUACGGAAACUGUACGAGUUGCAAUCCAGACUUCAUCCCGCUGCACUUCUACGGUGAUUACAAGGACUUCACAACCUAUGUUGGAAGCGUGGUCUUUGCGUAUCCUAAUACACCAAUCUGGAUCACCGAGUACACCUACGAUCACCAAUCACUCCAAACCACCCAAGAUUUCUUCAAUAUUUCUGCCAAGUACCUCGAUGGCACCAGCUUUAUCGAGCGAUAUUCCUAUUUUGAGGCUUUUCGAAGUUAUGGAAGCAAUGUUGGUCUGAAUGCUGCGAUGUUAACAACGGGUGGGCUUUUGACUAGCAUCGGGAGUUGGUAUCUGGGUGGGGCUGCUACGAAUAAUAUACGGACUGGUCCAGGAUCAGCGGCAUCACAUACUGUAUCGAUGCCAGUAGUUGUGUCACUAAUUGAGUCUUAUCGAAGUUCGGAGUGUUAA